Pseudo-nitzschia multistriata is the source of this 899-nucleotide messenger RNA. NCBI's taxonomy places the organism in Eukaryota, Bacillariophyta, Bacillariophyceae, Bacillariales, Bacillariaceae. The record is from the annotation of a GenBank genome assembly.
GAACAACAGCGAUAGUCAUUUCUUUUCUAAUCUAGAGCCAUGGUGUUUUAUGAGUGCGUUCUCUCAACGAAACAUACCACCCGUAAGUAAAGGAAGAGAUGCUUGUCUGGCAAUCGUUCUUACUGCUGCUUUCACGGGGAUGCAAUAGAUUUUUCGAUGAGCGAAAUAAUGCAUUCGAUUACAACCGACGAUGGUUACGAAUCGCCCGUAAAUUUCUGCACAWUCCUAUUAUGAUGCCUUCGUUACUGUUCAUUCGUUCACACCCGACGAGUGUUAUGAAUCGCCUGUACAUUGUGGCAUAUUCCUAUUCUGAUGCUUUCGUUACUGUUCUAUCUUCGAAACUCUCAUGUUCUUCCUUCCUUCCUUCGGUGACUGUUUCGACAUCACUGCGCCACUGGUAUUUCGAAUACUGUUGAUGAUUUAUAUUGAUGUCUGUAUUUAUGCUAAUUUUCUUGACGCGCUGUUYCUAAUUUUAUGCGAUAGACUUCAAGGCAUUGACAGCGUUGAUGAAAGAAGUCUCCUUGAAGGUUGUAGAAAAUGGCGGGAUMAUUCGGAGCAUUCAAAACCAUGGAUUGCGAACUUUCCCCCAUCGCUUCAAGGCAAAAUACCCUGAUUAUUUGACGCAACAACGGUAUUACGAGCAGGGGCGCUUUAUAAGUGUAUAUUACGACGCAAAUCCGGCAACACUGAAAAAAGUAGAAAAUAUCUUGAACAUGAACGAUCAAGUCUUGCGGGUCACCCAUUUGAAAUCACGGUCGAAACUCGAUUGGAUCAAUUACAGACACGAUAAAAAUCCAUACGUACAAAAGAUAUUGAAGCAAGAUAAAGAGUUAUGAGAGCAUUGAAACACGAAAGAUGUGGUUGUAGCAGCUGUUGCUCCAUAGGGAAUCAGUGUAGAA